AUGCCCGCUGAUGGGCCAAGCAUAAACCUCUGUAAGGUCGUGCAUUCUGCAGUGGCCCUAGGAUACCCAAUGCCUACCAUUUUGAACUGGAACGGAGAGUUUAACAGACCAGAUUGGCACUUUUCAGGCUCCCAUAUCGCAAAGCUUGAGUCCCUUCUCGUCGCUCUUGAUGAGCUCUCUGAAGGAAGGCCUGACGCUGACAAGGACGUGGCGCUCCUGGUAGACGCCUAUGACAUAUGGUUCCAACUGCCCCCUUCGGCCCUGCUAGAAAGGUUUCACAAAGCCAACUUGGAAUCAGAUGCGAGGGUUCGGCAACUAUGGGCGGAUUCCGGCUACGAUCCGCAGUUCCCUGUCGCUCCGCCACAGCAAAACAUCAUCAUCACCACCGCCAAGGACUGCCAACCAGGCGCGGAAUCCGGAUCUCGUCCCAACUAUCCUUACUGGCCAGACUCGCCCCUACCGGACGACUUUUUCGGGAAAGACACCGACAAGAUUGACUCCUACGCGGACUCUGCAAGGAGAUAUAGGAAGGUUCGACCGAGGUGUGUGAAUAGCGGGAUGAUCAUGGGCGAGGUAGGACCUCUCAGGGCCGCACUUCGAAAAUGCAGAGAAAAGGUCAAGGCAGUAUCGCAGAAAGGACGACAGCUGUGGAGCGACCAAGCCUUGAUCGCAGAGGUCAUUGGAGAACAAGAGAUGUGGCGGGAGUGGGUUCGAGGCCUUUUGCUUUCCGAUAAUAAUCGCACACUUGGCAACCUACGAGGCGAAGCCAGGGGACUUGUCAAGAUUGGAAAGAAAGCUCUCGAUGGAGAACGUUUCGAAUUUGGCAUCGGUCUCGACUACAACUUCAGCACGAUGCCUCCCACCUGCUCUGCUGAGGAGCAAGGCACUUUUGUCAAAUGGGCCGACAGAGGCGCUAUCCGAGAGGCUUCGAAAGAGGCUGGGGUCCCAGAACCAGUCAGGGUCCCUCGCACACCGACAGGUCUUGGGGGCUCAUCCAGCCCUCUCCCGGGAAAUGGGCUAUCAUGGGCGGAUGUGCCUUUGUACACUGACCUCUUCUUCGGAGAUGCUCCGGUUGGGAUCCACCACAACGCCUACAUUUCCGGCAUGAAAGCGUGGAGGCUGGAGAACUGGUGGAACUUGACAUGGUUCUAUCCCCAUCUUCGAGACUUAAUCACCAUUCAACUCCAACAGCAGAACAACCCGAAGCAAUUGGCACGAAUUCCUAUUGGGGCCAUGAAGCAGACCGAAGUUGUUUACUGGGCCCCCCAGGACGACACAGGGGUGCGAACCAUCAAAAACUUCAAAUGGUCAAAGCACGGAGCAGAGGUAACGCCUUUGAGUUGGGGCGGCAUUUGCCAAGUUGGUCAGGAAGAGUGGCAUGGCCGCAUUUACGGUGAUGGAAGAGGGGCUGUACCAUAA
This is a messenger RNA of Colletotrichum siamense, 1419 nucleotides long. RefSeq lists its product as uncharacterized. The transcript has a single exon. Bases 1 to 1419 code for a protein of 472 amino acids. The record is from RefSeq and is a predicted model, not a curated record. NCBI's taxonomy places the organism in Eukaryota, Fungi, Ascomycota, Sordariomycetes, Glomerellales, Glomerellaceae.